Molecule: messenger RNA, 6948 nt
Organism: Osmia lignaria (orchard mason bee)
Lineage: Eukaryota; Metazoa; Arthropoda; Insecta; Hymenoptera; Megachilidae
Cellular component (GO): extracellular matrix; extracellular region
Molecular function (GO): chitin binding
Source: RefSeq, a predicted model, not a curated record
CUCAGGACUUACUCCCUCUCGAGAACGUGGCACGAUCGGCAACCGAUUUCCAGAAUAAGUUCCUGAAAACGUCUCGCGAACUCGUAUCCACGUUCGACAAUAUUCGAUCGUCCAACGAGGUGCUUGAAAUUUUCAAUUAACCGCGAGAUGACGAGGAUCUGUUAAAGAGGACUCUUCGGUUCGUCGUUGAUCCCGUGAACAGACCAAAUAAACUGGUGCCAUGUGGAUAUGCCUGCAGGCAUUAGGCCUGCUGAUAGCAGCGAUUUUAUCAGCGUCGGGAGAAAUUGAUAUUUCUACUCUUUUAGACUCGUAUCGUAUCUUUCGUGCGCAAAACGGACGAGGAAACGAUGCUUUCGUGUGUACGGAGGAAGGAUAUCAUCCUGAUCCUCACGACUGUAGGGUGUACUACAGAUGCGUCGAUUGGGGCAACGAUAGUCCACUGACAAAGUUCGAAUUCGAGUGCGGUGUUGGGACGGUGUUCUCGAAGGAUAAAGGUGACAUCUGCACUCAUCCAAACGACAGCGGUCGACCGGAGUGUGGUGGGAAUGAGAACGAGAUCGAUUCGAAUGAAUCUACCGUGUCGCAAGUAUCCUCCGCUCAAUGGCCGACGACACCAGUUAGCGAAACCAGCCGCACGACCGCGAUACCUACGACUACGACUCAUAUUACGACCCCAACUGGACCACCGCAAACGUCUUACCAAACGGCUACCAGUAGUCCAUCGACGACCAGUCAGCCUCCGGUAACCAGCGGUUCAUGGGAGAACGAUGUUGAGCAAGGUCAGAAUCAGUGCACUCAGGAAGGAUUUAUGUCCGAUCCGAACGACUGCAGAAAAUUCUACAGAUGCGUCAAAGACGGCAACGGCAAAUUCAUUAAGUACGAAUUCUCGUGCGGAGUUGAAACUGUUUGGGAUCCAGAAAUUCCAGGGUGCAAUCAUCCUUGGGCGGUAACACGCGAAGAUUGUAGGCAAGGUUCGGGGACUGGUGCCGAUAAUGGUGGACAAUGGAACGGAGAUAACGGUGGACAAUGGGAUGGAGAUACGGGAGAUAAUGGAGGACAAUGGAAUGGUGAUACCGGAGAUAAUGACGGACAAUGGAACGGUGAUACAGGCAGUCCCGGACAGCCCGGAGACCCUAAUGGUCAAUCGGGACAACCGGGUCAACCUGGUGAUCCUACUGGACAGCCUGGUUCUCCUGGAUCUCAAGGUACCCCUGGCACACCUGGAACUCCUGGAACCACUGGCACUUCUGGAACACCUGGCACGCCUGACGCUCCUAUCCCUCCUCCCGGAUCGCCUGGUACUCCUGGCACUGCUGGAACACCUGGAACUGCUGGCUAUCCUGGACCAGGGGAACCUGGUAUUCCUGGCAUUCCGGGCCCUCCUGGAACCCCUGGUAUACCUGGAACAUCUGCCCAUCCUGGCACUGCUGGGACCCCUGGUACUCCUGGUACACCGGGUACUCCUGGUACACCUGGCACUCCUGGUUUGCCUAAUGUUGCAGGAAUCUCUGGAAUACAAGGAAUACCUGGUAUUAAUGGCAUUAAUGGUAUUCCUGGAGUCCCUGCUCCUGUUGGUAAUCCUGGAAACCCUGGUACUCCUGGCACUCCGGGCCUUCCUGGGACCCCUGGUACACCUGGAUCACCUGCCCAUCCUGGCAGUCCUGGGACCCCUGGUACUCCCGGUACACCGGGUACUCCUGGUGCCCCUGGCACUCCUGGUUUGCCUAAUUACGUUCCAGGAACCCCUGGUAGACCAGGAAUAAUUGGUACUCCCGGUACACCGGGAACUCCUGGUAUCCCUAGCAAUUCUGGUUUGCCUAAUAAUAUUCCAGGAACCCCUGGUAGACCAGGAGUAAUUGGUACUGCAGGCCCUCCAGGUACUCCCGGAACUCCUGGAACUCCAGAAUCUCCUGGCACGCCCGAAACUCCUAUUCCUCCUCCCGGAUCGCCUGGCACUGCUGGAACACAAGGAACUUCUAGUACUCUUGGAGGGCCUGGCACACCAGGAAAACCUGGUAUUCCUGGCACUCCGGGCGCUCCUGGAACUCCUGGUACACCUGGAACACCUGCCCAUCCUGGCACUCAUGGAUCGCCUGGUACUCCCGGUACACUGGGUACUCCUGGUACCCCUGGCACUGCUGGUUUGCCUAAUAUUCCAGGAAUCCCUGGCCUACCAGGAGAACCUGGUACUCCUGGCGUCCCUGGUACUCCUGGAACCCCUAGUACUUCUGAUACUACUGGAACUGCUGACACUCCUGAGGCUCCUGGAGCCCCUGGUGUUCCUGGCACUCCGGGCGCUCCUGGAACCCCUGGUACACCUGGAACACCUGCCCAUCCUGGCAGUCCUGGGACCCUUGGUACUCCCGGUACACCGGGUACUCCUGGUACCGCUGGCACUCCUGGUUCGCCUGGUAAACCAGGAACACCUGGCAUACCAGGAGACAUUGGCACUCCUGGAAUUCCUGGUACUCCUGGAACCCCUGGUACUCUUGACACUUCUGGAACACCUGGCACUCCAGAAUCUCCUGGCACACCCGAAGCUCCUAUCCCUCCUCCCGGAUCGCCUGGUACUCCAGGGACUGCUGGCACUGCUGGAACACCUGGAACUGUAGUACUUGGAAAUCCUGGCACACCAGGAAAACCUGGUACUCCUGGAGUUCCAGGCCGUCCUGGAACUCCUGGUAGACCUGGAGUACCUGCCCAUCCUGGCACUCCUGGGACCCCCGGUACUCCCGGUACACCGGGCACUCCCGGUACUCCCGGUACACCGGGUACUCCUGGUACCCCUGGCACUCCUGGUUCGCAUGGUGUUCCUGGAACCCCUGGCAUACCAGGACAAAUUGGUACUCCUGGCACUGAUGGUACUCCCGGUACUCCUGGAACCCAUGGUACGCCCGAAACUCCUAGCACUCCUCACACACCCGGAACUCCUAGCACACCUGAUACACCAGGUACGCCUGGCACUCCUGGCACACCUGGCACGCCUGGUACACCUUCAGAAACUCCAGGUACAACAAGACCGCCAGGAACUUGUACACAAGAAGGAUUCUUCCCCGAUCCUAAGGACUGCCGGAGAUUUUAUCGCUGCGUUGGAAGUGGUUCAAAGUUUACGAAGUACGAAUUCCAUUGUGGUACUGGUACUGCAUGGGAUUCAGCACUUCAGAGCUGUAAUCACGAGCAUCUUGUUCCUAAUUGUCAAGGUGGAACCAGUUCCCCUGAUUCUUCAGAGAACAAAGUUCCAGACGAAUCACACAAUGAAAUCGGUGGCGUCACUGAUAAGCCAGGUACAUCUGAAAGUGAAACAAGUAAUCCCCCGUCGGUAUCAUCGUCAAGUGUUGCACCAUCCUCAACUAGUUCCACUACUCCAUCAACUAGCACAUCAUCAAGCGUCUCAACAACAUCUGUGUCAUCCUCAUCUCAUCGUCCAUCCACUAGUGGUUCGACAUCACAAUCCACGUCAUCCACUUCUACAGUUCAAUCAAGCACAACUAGUCCGCAGUCCACACUUUCAGAUUCCACGGAAUCUGUCUCUUCCUUGCCUCCUUCAACUUCCACUAUGUCUAACGUUGAAACUACAACGAUUAACUCGUCUUCUGGAACGUCAGAAUGUACCGAAGAAGGAUUCUUCCCUAACCUUCAGGAUUGUCGAAAAUUUUAUCGUUGCGUUGGUAGUGGUUCUAUGUUCACUAAAUACGAAUUCCAAUGCGGUACUGGAACUGUAUGGGACCAAACCAUUCAAAGCUGUAAUCACGAGUAUGCUGUUCCUAAUUGUAAGGAUGGAUCUGGUUCACCAGCUUCUUCAAACGGCACUAAACCAGAUUCAUCCAUUGAUGAAGUGAGUAACACUACUAACCAACCAGAAGCAUCACAGACACAAACAAGUGCACCAUCAAGUGAUCACGCACCAUCUUCAUCUACUAAACCUGCACCUACCGUCACAACGUCAAGCACGCCAUCGACCGAAUCAUCAUCAACAUCUGUGUCGUCAACUCUGUCAUCGACUAGUACAUCAACCUCACAGUCCCCUGCCACGUCUGCAACUGAAACCAAUUCAGUCAGUUCUCAGUCUACAUCUUCAGAUGUUACAGAAUCUGUCCCAGAAGGUAGUACCGCAUCUGACGUACAAACACCUACUGGACCCAGUGCAUCUCCAGGAACAUCAGGAUGCACGCAAGAAGGUUUCUUCCCAAAUCCAGCCGACUGUAGAAAAUUCUACCGUUGCGUGAGUUCUGGAAACCAGUUCCACAGAUACGACUUCAACUGUCCAUCGGGUACAGCUUGGGAUUCGUCUAUCGUCACUUGCAACCACAUCAGUAAAGUAGCUUCCUGUUCGACUGAAAGUAACAAGAUCGACCAUGGUGAUCAAGGAUCCACGGAUAGUACUUCAAUAACUGGUUCAACGACAACUGUUAGUUCUACUUCGGGAGCUGGUACUACAUCUGGAUCUGAUACUGAUCAAACUGACUCAACAACUUCGUCGUCAACGGAUGAAACUGCAAGCAGUUCAUCGAGACCCUCUGAAAUUCAGGAACCUUUAACCACCGAAAGUUCGUCUACUUCGUCAACCUCACAGUCGUCUUCCACUUCCUCAACUUCACAGUCAUCUUCCAGUGAAUCCGGCGUUCCAGACUGCACCACGAAGAAGCCUAAUAAUACUAUAGUCUGCAACAGCGAAGGCUUCUAUCCACAUCCAACACAGUGCGAUAAAUUUUAUCGUUGCGUUGACAAUGGAAAAGGAUUCAACGUGUACCAUUUCGACUGUGCACCUGGAACCAUAUUCGACCCCAGCAUUGAUGUAUGCAAUUAUCCUGAGUCGGUCUAUCCUGCAAGAGAUUGCAUGACGCCCACGUCCAGUACGUCAGAAGAUUCUACCACGGAAGAAAUAUCGUCCACUACUGAAAGCAGUGCAGAAUCCACGACAGAGUCUAGGGGAACCGAAGGUACUACUGAAUCUACAUCAACGUCAUCCUCGAUGGAAACGACAACUUCUACGGAACCUGUAUCAGAAACGACCGAGUCUACUCAGACUACUGCCUUGACUACUGAAGCAGCUACUACAGAAUCUACGUCUGAAGCGACUACAGAAUCCACUUCUGAACCCACGUCUGAAGCAACUACAGAAUCCACUUCUGAACCUACUUCUGAAGCAACUACAGAAUCCACUUCUGAACCUACUUCUGAAGCAACUACAGAAUCCACUUCUGAACCUACUUCUGAAGCAACUACAGAGUCCACUUCUGAAUCAACUUCAGAGCCUACAUCUGAAUCAAGUACAGAAUCUACAUCAGAACCAAGUACAGAUUCUACAACUGAAUUUACAUCCGCGGCAACAACAGAGUCCACUUCUGAAGCGACUACAGAAUCUACAUCCACAGUGACAACAGAAUCUACUUCCGAAGGAACCAGUGAAAGUAGUACAAUCCCAAGCUCGGAACAGACUACGGAAAUAACAACUUCGACAACCGAUUCUUCCGUUUCGACGCCUUGCCCAAUUGGAAACUUGACCGACGAACAAAUCGUGUUGGCUUGUCCAACUGGUUUCCGAAGACAUCCAAAAUAUUGUAAUUUGUUCUAUCAAUGCACCAGUGAAGGUAACAUGGAGAUCAAAGUACUCGUGUUGAGCUGUCCGGAGAAUACCGUCUUCGAUGAACAAAAGAUACAAUGUUUGCCUGAAGAGAAGAGUAGCCAGGCUUGUACGACUCCCAAAGCUAGUGGAAGAUUUUAUAGAGGAUUAGAGGACAGUCCUGUAUCUCCUGUGAAAGUAUCAACUGAUCAACUCUGCCCAGGAGAAGGACACUUUCCUUAUAGACAAGGUUGCAGCUCGGCGUUCUAUAAAUGCAGACGGGACUCUAGAAAUAAUAUUCAAGGAUAUCUGUACAAGUGUCCGCAAGAAUUUAUAUACUGGUCGGUAUCGAGAAGGUGCGAGCGUGCAACACGAUUACCCAUGUGCGCGCAUUUAGCAUACAGAACGAAGAGCGAAUAUUGGGACAAUAGAUGGCAGAUACCAGUAGAAGACUAUAAUCUGUCUGCUAGAAAUCUGCGUUUCCUUUAAAUCGUUAAUACCUUCGUUGCGAAGAACGAAACAUUAGAAUGAAUCUUUAAAUGAUAGAAAAAUACGUAACUCUCUUCUGUACAACAUGGCUGCGGAAGAUCCCACAAAAGUAUUGUACAGAUCUUCAGCAGUCAUCUUGUUAUUAUGUGUAAUUAAUUGAAAGACGAUCAGUGGUUUUUGAACCACUGAUCUCUUAGUCUUUAUCUAAUUACAAAAAGAAUGAUAAUCGUUUGCUAAUAAUUGUAGACGAAUAUAAUUGAUGUUUUUCUACGAUUUUUCUCGUGCGUGGUAGUAAAAUCGUUGGAAAACCAUGUAUCGCGAAUGUUGGGAAUUUUUGGUUGUGGGAACCGUAAGCAAUAUUAGACUGUAUUCAGUAAUUUAUAUCAUGUAUUUAUUAGGUUGAUCAUUCUUUUGCGUAUGCGUGUUCAUGUUUCUAAAGUAUCUCGUUUUAAAAUAUUCUUUUUAUAUCCUGAAUUUUAGUGCACGUAUGAAAUUUGACAAACAUCUAGAGGAAUGAAGAGAGGAUUGAUUAUAGAUUAGAAAGUUUAACGCCAAUUCUAUUGCAUUUAUUUCGCGGAUUUAAUAGUGCUUAGCACUAUCUUCUGAAUACAGUACAAAUCAAUAACCUUGAAAAGAUAUUCUUGUACAUAAUUACGUCUUAAUGACUUUAAUCGGUGUUUCCUUUAUGUAAAACAUUAUUCAUUGUCCUUAGUUUCUUUUCUCGAUGCUAAGGUAUCUUUAAAAGGAAACUAUAUACAUUUAAGACCUUUUCCAUAAUAUAGUAUAGUUAUGGAAUAGUACUAGUUUAGUUAUCGAACGUAUAUAAAUACUGAGCGUAUUUGUACUAGAUCUCUGUGAAAAUUUACAUUAAUAAACGAUGAGAUCUUCCGUGGAAA